This is a messenger RNA of Mustela lutreola (European mink), 1703 nucleotides long. It is a transcript of the gene TXNDC15, whose product is annotated as thioredoxin domain containing 15. NCBI's taxonomy places the organism in Eukaryota, Metazoa, Chordata, Mammalia, Carnivora, Mustelidae. The coding region runs from base 141 to 1187 and encodes 348 amino acids. The record is from RefSeq and is a predicted model, not a curated record. Gene Ontology annotation, cellular component: cilium. The transcript has 5 exons. Gene Ontology annotation, biological process: cilium assembly.
GAUGGCCGCACGGGAUUGCGCUCGCGCUCGCGGCUCCCCUCCCCCCAGGCGCCCGGGAGGCCCGGAGCGCGACGCGCGUCGUCGUGCGCCGGUUACCCUGCGUCCGGGUCGGUGGUCCCGGCAGCUUCUAGACCCGCGCCAUGCGGCUCCUCGGGUGGUGGCAGGUCCUCCUGUGGGUGCUGGGGCCUCCCGCCCGCGGCCUGGAGGUUGCAGAGGACAGCGGUCACUUGCAGUCGGAGGAGCAGCGUGCUCCCUCCCUGGAGGCGGGAGCUGUGUUGGCCAGUGAGGAGGAGCCCCCACGCGGCCUCGCAGGCCAGGACAUGUCAGCAGGAGAGGCCGGUUCUGUGCUGGGGCUGGACCCUGACGGCGACCACGUGGUGAUGCUGUCUGUAAUCCCCGGGGAGACCGAGGACAAGCUGAGUCCCGAGCCCAGCGGUGGCACCUGUGGGGCCCGAGGGGAGGAGGACUCAAGGUGCAGUCUCCGGGAGCACAUCUUCUCUCUGGAUGGCGUGGGACCCGGCUUCCAGGACAGGGAGGAGGAGUAUUACUCAGAGCCUGAAGUGGCCGAAUCUGACCCGGCCCCACCCGAGGACUCCAAUAACACGGAAAGUCUGAAAUCCCCCAAGGUGAACUGUGAGGAGAGAAAUGUGACGGGAUUAGAAAACUUCACUCUGAAAAUUUUAAAUAUGUCACAGGACCUUAUGGAUUUUCUAAACCCAAAUGGUAGUGACUGCACGCUAGUCCUGUUUUACACCCCGUGGUGCCGAUUUUCUGCCAGUUUGGCCCCUCAUUUUAAUUCUCUGCCCCGGGCAUUUCCAGCUCUUCAUUUUUUGGCACUGGAUGCAUCUCAGCACAGCAGUCUUUCUACCAGGUUUGGCACCGUAGCUGUUCCUAACAUUUUAUUAUUUCAAGGAGCUAAGCCAAUGGCUAGAUUUAAUCAUACAGACCGAACAUUGGAAACACUGAAAGUCUUCCUUUUUAACCAGACAGGUAUAGAAGCCAAGAAAAAUGUGGUGGUAACUCAAGCUGACCAAAUAGGCCCUCUUCCCAGCACUUUGAUAAAAAGUGUGGACUGGCUGCUUGUAUUUUCCUUAUUCUUUUUGAUUAGUUUUAUUAUGUACGCUACCAUUCGAACUGAGAGCAUUCGGUGGCUAAUUCCAGGACAGGAGCAGGAACAUGCUGAAUAGCAACGGACUGAAAGGAGACGUCAGGACAAGAAAUUUCAGAAAUUAAUGCUGCACUUCCUUACAUAUUCUCCAGUGAAGUAUAGACUUACAGCUUUAGUCAGAUUAAAAGGAUCAUGCAUUUGUUGAACUGUUGAAUGUGUUAAAAAAUUAUAAAUUGGUCUUUUAAUUAGUACCACAAAAAACAAAUGCAAAUUCAACAGAAGUCACCAUUCUUGUUUUUAUUAAUCCAAUAUUUUAAGGGGGGUAAUCCAGUUUCAAAUGGGAGCUGUGUUCAGGUGGAACAGUGCGUAGAAUGAUAUUUGGCUUCAUAGGAGGAGGAAAUAGGACUUUUCACAGUACAGUUCUAGAAAAGUCUUGAUUCCUAAAAAAUCUUUAUGUCUAAGAAGGUUGGUUUCCUUUCAUUUGCAGUUUUUCUCUCAGAGCCUGUAAGCAGGAAAAUGUUCUGUUGUGGAAGAAAUAGAAUUGAUAAGUGUGACCUUGUAAGUAACUGGGAAAAUAAAAGAGUCAAGUACUUGG